UUAUUAUUUCUCCUCCCCUUAGGAUAUUUAUGGUUUCACCUAUUUUUAGGAUAUCCACUUUGUUGGUCUACAAGAUUCCAAUGGAAAAUGCACUGCCUCUCUCUAAAGCUUUUUCCAUGCUAGAAAAAGCGAAACAACUGUUCAAUCUCGAGGAAUACAGCUUUUCUUUGAACACUUUGGAACAGGUUUUCCUAGAACUUUGCAAAGAGCAAGAGCGAGAUUAUUUUGAUUUGGCUCCAAAUACAACUUUUGAUUGGAAGAAACUUCAGGAGGCUGAUCUCUAAGCCAUCAACCUGUUAAAAAAAAUGAACAGUAUUGAAACAAGCACUGAUUCCUAGAUCCGGAAGAGAGAGUAUUCUCUAGAUAAUAGGGUUUAUAAUUUGCUGCUUAGAAUGUAAACCUUUUAAGGAAAAAGCAUUGUGACUAACCCUUACAUUAGCCAUAUAGAGAGAAUGUACACUUUGGAAAAUUUCAACUAAGAAGG
Molecule: messenger RNA, 484 nt
Organism: Notechis scutatus (mainland tiger snake)
Lineage: Eukaryota; Metazoa; Chordata; Lepidosauria; Squamata; Elapidae
Source: RefSeq, a predicted model, not a curated record